AAGAGAAAAUUUAAGAAGCAUCACAUUAGGGAAAAGAAACCUCGGGCUCACAGGAGUUUGAGGUUUGAGGAAACUGAGGCCAGUGUGUCCUACACUGGAGCUCCACAGCAGUUGUCAACAAGUUGCACUUCAGCAGAGGAGUAUGUCAAGCAAUUGACAAGGCCACAGCUGGAAAAAUCUCUUCUUACAAUAGCCGACUACGACCUAAGAAAAAUCAAGGCAACAACAGCAGUAGCAGGAUCCGGAGCUGACCCUUCAGCUCAUCAUCAACCUCAACCCCAUGCCUUUUGUGCGUGUAAGCACUGUGUGGACAUGCCCACACCGUUGGAGCAGCUAUGCUGCAAGAAGACACCACGGUUAUGUGUUACCCAGCUUGAGGAUUUCCAAACAAUCUGCUUAAACAGAUCAAUAUUAAGUGUAGCUUUGUGCUAUAGAGAAGAUCUUCUGUGCCUACCAGAAGUUAGAGCUAAUGAUGCAAUACGACAUGCAGGGUAUCGCCAGUUUGUGUACUGGAGAAUGUGACUGGGAUGGAAUAUACUGGAUUCCGUGUAGGAACAAUUUCCACUAUUCGGCAACAUACUUUCGAUUAGAAACACAACUUAUGUAACAGUAAUAGAUGCUAAGGCGUAGAAGGUCUUCCCUCUAGCAUAAAGCUACAGCCAAUAUUGCUCUGUUGAAUGUUUGAGAAAUUGGAUGAAUAAUUUAAUUAUCUAGAUAAAAUUACUGGUCAUAUCUGUCAGAGGUAGAGUUGCAUUAAAAUGGACAUCUCAUCAUGUUCGCUUAUGGACGCACACUUUUCCUGCAAUGAAUGUACAAAUGGAAAUUAAUUAUACUUAUUUCAAAGUAAAUAAUAGCACAGCAUAUUUAUAUAAACAUUGCAGCAAACAGCAAUGUUUAGCGUCAUUUAAUGAACUUUUUUUACCGUUUGCAGUAUCUGCUAAACAUAGCCGAUUAUUUUUCAUUUUGAAAUAAUUAGUUCUCAAGCUUUUCCCUUUCCCUUGAGAUAUAUUUUCCGUUUAAUACAUUGCCUUUUAUGUAAUGCUAAAAUCACUUGCAUACUGGUAUGAUUAUAUAUUAUUAUUAUAUGCAUUACAUAUAUAGUUUUUAUCAAAAUUAGAAACGCCAUGAAAACUCUUUUUUUUUGUUGAGGUAUCAAGUGAAAGAUUUUGUAAAUAUACAUGUUAUACUUACUACUAGAUAUUCUAAGACCAAAUACACAAUGCAAUUAAAAUACAAAGUGUGCAUAAGAUUUCCGUUACUUACCAUGUUAAUCACUGUCAUCAGUGGAAUCCUCUGUGUCAUGGUCAGUGUCUGCUCUGGCUGGAAAGCUUGGUAGUUGAUUCGUUACACUGG
Messenger RNA from Priapulus caudatus, 1353 nucleotides. RefSeq names its product P2X purinoceptor 7-like. NCBI's taxonomy places the organism in Eukaryota, Metazoa, Priapulida, Priapulimorpha, Priapulimorphida, Priapulidae. The annotation marks the transcript as partial. The transcript is spliced from 4 exons. The record is from RefSeq and is a predicted model, not a curated record.